AUGGGUGGAGGGGCCUCCAGCCCAUGGUUGGAACAGCCAGACAUGGACAUGGACAUGGACAUGGACAGGCCCGAUGAGGAAGGACCCCUGAGACGUAACAACAUACAGGCCUUGUUAAUCGGGAAUUGGGUACAUUUUGAGGGGCCAGGACGCCUGGGCCCCCAAGCAGAUGGAGAAAUCAGCCCCUGCCCUUUAGAGCUCGAAGAGCCGUUACCAUGGCCAUCCCACACAGCAUUUGGGGUUACGUGGCGGGAGGCGGGCGCCACCUCACAAUUCCCCUGUGAGGCGGGCGGAAGGAGGGUUGCCGGAGACCCGGUUCGCCGCAAGGCGGGCAGGGUGCGACCCCAGAACCUGCCACGUCCCCUCACCUGUGUGGCUAUGUUGAGGCUUUUCCAACUGACUCCUGGCCAGGUUCCUCAGCGCAGAGCCGAUGGAAGACCCGGACCUCAGCCACCUCCCGGGGCCCGGCCCAGAAUGCCCCAGUUUCAGGCAGAGAGCAUCCGUAGCAACCAUCCCUGCGGGACAUCAAGUAGGGGGAGCCAUGCCCCAGUGUUGCAUCCUCGGGUGGUCCCGGCCAUCCCCGACUUGCUGGCGACAGCCUUGGCCGCAGGGGGGGAAGGGAUCCCUGGAGCUAGGCCUGGGGCUCUGGGCUAUGCCCAUUGGCCCCAGGCGUACUUAGAGAACCAGCAUGCAGCCUUGUUCGGGGCUGGAGAUGGGAGGAUGAGAGUGAGCGUGCCGGGGAGGCGCAGUCCAUUCUUUCCUGACCCUCAUCGAGGACGGCAGGCCGGGCCCCACAUGCGAAGACACCGAAGAUCCCGCGCCCUCCCCGAGCUGCUCCUGGCCACGCUCGCCAGGACCGAAGGUGAAUUCUCCGGAGCAGGCUCCCAGGCCCUGGCCCAGGCCCCCCAAGCCUCCCAGGCAGCGGCCGAAUCCAACAGCGGCGACAGAGCUGGCCCUGCCCCCUGGCCCCCCAGACCCCAAGACCCCGCCGAAGGCCUUCCACAACCGGCCGGAAGAGGCGAAGCCCGAGCUCUGGGCGCCUGGAGCCCCCCGAGGAACAUGUAACAAGGCUUUGAAAGAACUGGAGCCCGCCCCCCCCCCCGCCCU
Molecule: messenger RNA, 1107 nt
Organism: Sarcophilus harrisii (Tasmanian devil)
Lineage: Eukaryota; Metazoa; Chordata; Mammalia; Dasyuromorphia; Dasyuridae
Product: translation initiation factor IF-2-like
Exons: 2
Coding region: 1-1065 (354 amino acids)
Source: RefSeq, a predicted model, not a curated record